Molecule: messenger RNA, 1408 nt
Organism: Juglans regia (Persian walnut)
Lineage: Eukaryota; Viridiplantae; Streptophyta; Magnoliopsida; Fagales; Juglandaceae
Product: GDSL esterase/lipase At1g29670-like
Exons: 5
Coding region: 107-1177 (356 amino acids)
Molecular function (GO): hydrolase activity, acting on ester bonds
Source: RefSeq, a predicted model, not a curated record
AGCAUUUUACCUCACAUUGCCUUUCUUUUCUUUUCUUCUACCUACUUCUUCUGCAGUAUUUGUUCUGAUCUUCUAAUUGGUCGUUUAUUUGCACCCCGGAGAAGAGAUGAAAAAAGCGGUGGUCCUGUUUUUUCUUUUAGUUGUCACGUCCAUUGAACUACUUCAAGUACAUGGGGAGCCUCAAGUACCUUGCUAUUUCAUUUUCGGAGACUCGUUGGCGGAUGAUGGCAAUAAUAACUUGCUCCCAACACUGGCUAAAGCAAAUUACGAGCCAUAUGGCGUUGACUUUCCUGAAGGACCAACUGGAAGGUUCUGCAAUGGCAGGACCAUCGUUGAUAUCCUAGCUGAAAUGAUGGGCUUCGACGACUAUAUUCCGCCCUUUGCAACUGCUAAUGGCACAGAGAUACUCAAAGGUGUGAAUUAUGCAUCCGGCGGGGCAGGAAUUCUGAAUGAAACUGGGCAGACCUCGGGUGCUCGCAUCUGCAUGGACGAACAGUUGAACAAUCACCAAGUUACAGUCUCAAGCAUUGUCAGCAUGCUAGGAAGCAGUCAGUCAGCAACCGAGUACCUAAACAAGUGUUUCUAUUCGGUUGGAAUGGGAGAUAAUGAUUACAUUAACAACUAUUUCCAGCCCGACUAUUACCCGUCAAGCCUCCUGUAUACUCCCGAGCAAUUUGCUAAAGUUCUCAUUGAACAAUUUUCUCAGCAGAUAGAGACUUUGUACAAUUAUGGAGCGAGGAAGAUUGUAUUGUUUGGAGUAGGAAUGCUAGGCUGCACUCCGAAUGCAAUUUCUGUAUACGGCACAAAUGGCUCGACAUGUGUAGAGUUUAUGAACUACGAAUCCAGCUUCUUCAACGUUGAGCUUAAAUCUCUUGUCGAUGAUCUGAAUACUGAGAUGCCUGAUGCAACUUUUAUAUACGUGGAUGCGGUGAAGUUAGCCGAGGAUGUUAUCGCUGCGGCUUUCAACGUUACAACUGUUGGGUGCUGUGAAGUAGAGGAAUUAACUGGACUGUGCAUUCCUAACCAAACUCCAUGCCAGAAUAGGUCGGAAUAUGCGUUCUGGGACUCUUUCCAUCCUAGUGAAGCAGCUAACCUAAUUUCUGCAAUAGGAGCAUACAGUGUUAUCUUCCCAUCUGAGUUUUACACAAGAGAUAAAAGUCUCGUGGCUGAGCUUUAAUCACGGGUCUGUAUGAUUGGUCUUAAAUCUUUUGUGUUGGUAAUAUUUUAUGACCACAACAAUACAUAGGUGCUAGAACCAAGGUCGUCUCUGAUAAUUGUACUCCAAUCUGAGCACUAUCUAUGGAAAUAAAUAUCAUUGUAGCUAGAUGACUGGCCUAGACAUGAGUCUGUAGCUAGAUGAAUCUGAGCACUAUCUAUUGUAAUAAAUAAACAGUUCUUCUGCUUGCAA